Messenger RNA from Pseudopipra pipra, 3148 nucleotides. It is a transcript of the gene GUCA1A, whose product is annotated as guanylate cyclase activator 1A. The transcript has 4 exons. Bases 1109 to 1705 code for a protein of 198 amino acids. Gene Ontology annotation, cellular component: cone photoreceptor outer segment; photoreceptor inner segment. NCBI's taxonomy places the organism in Eukaryota, Metazoa, Chordata, Aves, Passeriformes, Pipridae. The record is from RefSeq and is a predicted model, not a curated record. Gene Ontology annotation, molecular function: calcium ion binding; calcium sensitive guanylate cyclase activator activity. Gene Ontology annotation, biological process: visual perception; positive regulation of guanylate cyclase activity.
AUGUGUGUUAUGGGAUGAACUCCCUGUGGGCAGAGACCCAGCAGUCACAUCCUAGUGGAGGAUUUGGCUCGUGCUGUGUUCUGUAUUUUAUCCCCCCGUCCUUCUCCUCUGGGUUGUUGUUACUCAUAUUUACACGGAGAAUUUUUUCGUGGUAAUUCAUCACAAAUGAAAACUGGAGCUGCAUUUAACUCCACUGGUGUCAGCCAAGUUCUGGUAAUGCACCAACCAGGACACACUCCCGGGAUGAGCAGAGUGUGGGACAAUUCUGAGGAGAAAACACCCAACUAUCAGAACCAGGGAGACUGAACACUGGGACCCUGCAGCUGAGGGGGGGGAGGCACCUUCACCUUCCUGGUGCUGGCAAUGAAAGCACUUAAAGCUUUACCAUUUAAAGCAAUUAUGUUUCUAUAUUUAUCUCAGCACACCAAAUUUACCCUCAGAAGCAUCUCUUCUAGGAGCUCACGUGGUACUUCCCCCUCCCUGAAUUUCAGGCUCUAGAGCCCUGUUUGGAAUCCUCUGGCAGAUCAAGCUGAAGGGAAAUCAAAAAGGCAGUAACAGCACAGAGAAUUCUGAGUGGUUUUCUCUCUUUCUUCUUACUCUGAUUUUGGUGUAAAACUUAUUUUUCAUGUGAUGUCUGCCCCCACGCCCCCCCAAUGAUAAAUGAAGUGGAUUAAGAGAUUAGAUCAUCAAGGAGAAAAUUCCACCUCCUAAGCUCCUGUUGGGCCUGUAAUCUGCAAGACUUCCCCAUUUUACCUCUUUUCUAUUUUAACCCUGAACUCUUAAUGCCUGGCAGGAGCCCGACACCCCCCUGAGCCUCAUUGGCUGGGCAGGGAUUUGCUGGGUACUUAAAUGUCACCCUCUUGCCCAAAGAGGGUUUUGUGCUUUUGAGUUUUCCCGGGAGGACGCGUCUUCUGCAUCCACCACGGAAUUGGUACAGCCCUCGCACCAGGCAGCUGGUUCUCCCUGACACUGUGACCCCUGCAGAGUGCUGGGAGCAUCUGAACUUCAAAGGCAAGAAGCAGAACUUUGAGAAUUUUUAUUCUCAGGCUUCACAAAACCUCUUUUUUUUUUUUUUUUGGCUGCAAAGCCACCAGCCCUCGGUGUGGAGAUGGGGAACAUGGACGGGAAAACCGUGGAGGAGCUCAGCACCACCGAGUGCCACCAGUGGUAUAAGAAGUUCAUGACAGAGUGUCCUUCUGGCCAGCUCACCCUCUACGAGUUCAAACAGUUUUUUGGCUUGAAAAACCUGAGUCCUUCAGCGAACAAAUACGUUGAGCAAAUGUUUGAGACGUUUGACUUCAAUAAGGAUGGCUACAUAGAUUUUAUGGAAUAUGUGGCAGCUCUGAGCCUGGUCCUGAAAGGGAAGGUGGACCAGAAGCUUCGGUGGUACUUCAAGCUCUAUGAUGUGGACGGGAACGGCUGCAUUGACCGGGGAGAGCUGCUGAACAUCAUCAAAGCCAUUCGAGCCAUCAACCGCUGCAACGAAACGAUGUCGGCUGAGGAGUUCACAGACAUGGUGUUCGACAAAAUCGACAUAAAUGGAGAUGGUGAGCUGUCCCUGGAAGAGUUCAUGGAGGGCGUGCAGAAGGAUGAAAUGCUGCUGGACAUCCUCACCCGCAGCCUGGACCUGACACACAUCGUCCGGUUGAUCCAGAACGACGGGAAGAACCCGCACGAGCUGGAGGAGGCAGCGGCUGACAAGUAACCCCCUGGGACGCUCUCCCUGCGCCUCCACUUUUCCCCCCUUGCAUUAUUAACUCGUGUCGUGGUUGUGGGAGCUGGUGAACUGUCCCAGUGCCAGUGUGUGGCCAGGCUACCCUGUUAGUGCAGGGACCAGGACCUGCUCUGAAGGUGCCGCUCCCCCGGCAGAUGGUUUGGGGGAGCCGGGGGGCCCUGCCCGGCGCUAGAGGAAAAGCUGCUGCAAGGAGGGGAUGUGGACACAUGGAAAACACUCCCCCCACCCCGGAUUGCCACGAGCCCUGAGCUGUGCAGGGCCCUCUGGAUGUUGCUGUCGAGCAGAGUGGGGGGACAAUGUCACCUCCCCAGGCAGGGGAGCAGCACGAGGCUGUGCAGCCUGAGAACACACAGACAGCACCUCAAAAUUUAGGCUGUGGCCAACACCAGCCUCUGCAGCCUUGGCAGGGGACAAACCCCAGGGCUGCCCUGCACUUGGCCCCAGUGAGAGGGGUCCUAGAAAAGCAAAACUAAACCUUCCCCUCCCGUUUAUAUUUCCAGAGCAAGCAGUCACCAUUUUUGGUCACCUGUUCUUUGAUUUAUUAUUAGCAAUGAUUAGUGAUAAUGUAAGGUAAAAACAUUUACGAGCUAGAAAAAGGGGAGGGGUGAAUGCAGUGGCUUUUCUUUGUUUAAAAGCAUUAAAAACAUCGAAUGGUGCCUUUUUUUAACAACCACCUGGACUUUAAGGGCAUUUUUCUCCUUGAAGUAUCUGGAAGUAAUAAGUACUUCCAGGCAAGUAGAACCAGACAUAAGUACUGCAACAGCAGUAACCUGAGAAGGAGAAGCUUUGCACGUUUGUAGGAAUAUUCCUGCACAUUUUACCACCUGGACAGCAAAAUCCAACUGCCCUGUGAGUUAGACUUGAGCAUCAAGGUGGUUUUAACCCCAAAGCCUGCGUGCAUUUUGGAGGGGUGGGUGAGCUGCUAGAGGCGGGCGAGUGCGGCGCCCGCGCCACGAGCAUCCGCGGUACCUGAGCCUGGGUCCCAUCACCUCUGACAUGGCAUCACACACAGUCCCCCACGGAGUAAAAAACCCCUUCUCAGAGCGCCCCUGGGGCCCAGCAGCCUCGUGCCAUGAGCAGGGGCUGCCCCCAGGACCCCGCACACGCACAAGGGUGGCUGUGGGAGCUGCAGCCUUGCCCAGCCCACCCCCCCUCCCUGAGCCGGGGCUGAGCCUUGGCUGCUCCUGGAGAGGAGCUUCCCCGUCUGAUGGGAGCAAGUUUCAGGCAUGGUGAGGCAAUACAGGACACCAGGAAGGGUUUCUUGCCCAGCUGAAAGUCUUGUUGUUUAGCACUGGGUGUUUGCAACCUCCUGAGCGUUAUUCCUGUGCGUCUCGUUCACUGGGCAGUGCUUUGCCUGGAAGCUUUUGUACUUCCAGUCUUGUAGUGAACUAAUAAAGAUGCUUUACAACAUUA